Vigna unguiculata (cowpea) is the source of this 2087-nucleotide messenger RNA. RefSeq names its product zinc protease PQQL-like. Gene Ontology annotation, molecular function: metal ion binding. The record is from RefSeq and is a predicted model, not a curated record. NCBI's taxonomy places the organism in Eukaryota, Viridiplantae, Streptophyta, Magnoliopsida, Fabales, Fabaceae.
CUUACUCUCGACAAUGGCUUUCGCUACUAUGUUCGUUGCAAUUCCAAGCCUCGCAUGAGAGCCGCUCUCGCUCUCGCCGUCAGGGCUGGAUCAGUUCUCGAAGAGGAGGAGGAUGAACGCGGAAUUGCUCACAUUGUUGAACACCUCGCGUUCAGUGCCACCAAGAAAUACACCAAUCACGACAUCGUAAAAUUCCUCGAGAGUAUUGGAGCUGAAUUCGGGGCCUGUCAGAACGCCGUGACCUUUACCGACGAUACAGUUUACGAGCUCUUGGUUUCGGUCGACAAGCCAGAGCUGCUGUCUCAGGCCAUUUCAGAGCUGUCUACUAAUAGAUUUGGUGAAUAUUUAGUGUUCGUAGUCCUCCCAAUUAAAGGGUCGUUUGGUGAUGCGUUUAGGCCUAACUCCUUCAUCAUUUUGAGGCCCAUUCUUCGUCAAAUUGGGUUCAUCCUCAACAUUAAUAACAGCUUCAGUACUUAUUGGGUUGUGGUUCCUAUCAUUCGCCACCGAAAGACACCUUGUCCUCAAGGUGAUAGUGAGCUGAUAACAAAUCCCACGACUCCCAAGUGUGAGGAUGAAAAAAGGGUGACCCAAAAGGAAUUGGCACCAACGCUUGACUGCAGUAGUGAUAGCGUGAAGUUCCCGAAUAUAAGUGGAGGAGCGCAGAAGCUUGGGACAAAAUUGUUUGCUGAAAUAAGCGAUAGGGUGGUCAUGUUGAGACAAGACAGCACCCAUGCCAAAACCAGAGGCAUCUGUUUCAACAAAAAAUGGAGAGGUGAAAUCUGGGAGGGCGAGGACAGGAGCUCUGGUCAUAGCACGUUUAAGAGCCUCAAAGGCCAUCUGCGCAUCGAAGCUCCACUGGAAGUAGUCCCUGCGAAAAACGACGAUAAAACCCCGUUAGGCCGAGAAAUCCACGUAGGGAUUUUUGAGAAGAUGGUGUGGGCCAUGCAAGGUUCAAAGGAUGCUCAUUGGAUGUUGAUGAUGGAAGGUUCAAAGUAUGCUGAACGGCUGCCAAUUGGCCUAGAGAAAGUGAUUCGGACGGUUUCUUCAGAGACUGUGAAGCAUUUUUACAAGAAGUGGUACCAUUUAUGCAAUAUGGCAGUGAUAGCAGUUGGAGAUUUUUCUGAUACGCAGGAAUUGGAAUAUUCAAAUAUUGGAGCUACCGAGCUGGUACUGUCAAAUGGCAUGCAAAUAUGUUACAAGCGUACAGACUUUCUUGAUGACCAGGUUAUCUUCACUUGGUAUUCAUAUGAGGGUUUAUCUGAACUCGCAGAGAGUGAAUACUUCUCUUGUUCGAUGAGACCAACCAUUGCUGGGGAAAUUGGUGUGUUUGGUUAUAGACCAUUUGUCCUAAUGGAUAUGCUUGCUGGCAAGAGAGCUGAAGUUGGUACCAAGAUUGGUGCAUAUAUGAGAACUUUUUAUGGUGAUUGUUCACCUUCAGACCUAGAAACAGCUUUGCAGCUUGUGCUUGUCUAUCAGCUGUUUACAACAAAUUUAACACCAGGUGAAGAAGAUGUCAAAAUAGUUAUGCAGAUGGUUGAAGAAGCGGUAUCUGCUCAAGAUAGGGAUCCAUACAUUGCUUUUACAAACCGUGUAAAAGAGCUUAACUAUGGCAACUCUUAUUUUUUCCGGCCUAUUAGAAAAAGUGACCUACAAAAGGUUGAUCCUCGGAAAGCUUGUGAAUUCUUCAGUACAUGUUUCAAAGAUCCAUCAACUUUUAUUGUUGUGAUUGUUGGAAACAUUGAUCCACGAACCCAAAACUUAUGAAGGCACAAGCAGAAAUGCAAGCAUUUAUGCAACAACAAAUGCAAGAGCAAAUACAAUCUUUUAAGAGAGAAUUGUUGUCUGCAUUGAAGAAACAAGAAUGAAGACAUGCCUCAAAGAACCCAAAACUUUGUUUGUCUUUUAAUUGUGUUAAUGCAUUACUUUUUGUUGAUACCCUCCAAUGCUUUUGUGUCCUAAAACUAUUAUACAUUGGUGAAAACUUUUAUGUUGUUUUGUACUGUUGGAUGGAUAUACUUUGAUCAUUGUAGGAUUGAUUAUCUAUCUUUUUUUAAAUAGGUAUUGCAAAUAUCGGAGGUAUUUAGACA